This is a messenger RNA of Sphaeroforma arctica JP610, 927 nucleotides long. RefSeq lists its product as hypothetical. The coding region runs from base 1 to 927 and encodes 308 amino acids. The record is from RefSeq and is a predicted model, not a curated record. NCBI's taxonomy places the organism in Eukaryota, Ichthyosporea, Ichthyophonida. The transcript has a single exon.
AUGUCGGAUACUAGCAUUCAGGCUGCACCAGGGCCCGCACCCAGACCUACAGGUGUUGCAUUAGAUAGUGACAAAGACGAGAAGUACACAUUUAGUACAGACGGAAUAAAAUUCGUAAGCAGUGAGAUAAUAGAUUCAACAAAGGCAGUACACAGUAGAGAUGGAGACAGCACUGAUGGCACCCACAACCACAUCAUCCACACGCUUACGGAUUCAAAUGGGAAUGAAGAUACAAGUACAAGUAACACGGUGGAUAUGGACAGUGAUAAACAAUUAGAGAGCACUACACACGCUGAAAACGAUACCAUAACUGAUACAAAUAAUACACAUUUAGACUCUGAGGCAGACACAGUAUACGCUCCUACCCAAACACAGCACAAUGAUGAGAUAAGCGAAAGUGUAGAGGCAGAUAGUCAUCAAUUAGGGGACGAAGAUACAAACAUAGAUCAGAUUGAAAAUACUUCACAGAAUACACUAGAUACACUCUCAGAGACACGUGAAGCCUUCGGCGGAGACACAUCCACUGAUCAACCAGUUAGUGCUACACACAAUACACAAGAUGUAUCACCGUCAGAGCCACACGAGGCCAUCGCACAUGGUACUACAGAGCCUAGUGGCUUAAAGACGUAUAUGGAGGCUUUGGAAGCGAGUGGUAGUAUCAGUGCACUUACAAGCAGUCAUCCGGAUACUAUUGUUGACAGUGGUACGACUCGUGCGGAUAGUAUAUCAGUAUACUCUGGAGAGGGUGAGGACACUGAGCUUGUGGCUGACAAUGCAAAGUCUUCGAAGUUAGUUCUGAGUUCGAGUGCGAGCCAAAUGGACUCAAGUGCUGCGACGGCAGCAGGCAAUCCCAUGUUGCGAACGGCCAAAAGUCUAUACACUAUGACUGUCAGGAGCAUAGAUACAACUGUUGGUAAGUUAUUGUGA